Messenger RNA from Diospyros lotus (date-plum), 306 nucleotides. RefSeq lists its product as uncharacterized. The transcript has a single exon. The record is from RefSeq and is a predicted model, not a curated record. The coding region runs from base 1 to 306 and encodes 101 amino acids. Lineage: Eukaryota; Viridiplantae; Streptophyta; Magnoliopsida; Ericales; Ebenaceae.
AUGAACAUGUGCAUAACACUAGGGACACCCGUGAGAGAUUAUAUGCUUGCAUUGAUUGCUCAAUUUAACGUGGCUGAGGUGCUAGGGGUUGAGAUUAAGACACAGAUUCAGGUUGACAUAGCUUUGGAAACUCUCCCUGAGAUGUUUUCCCAGUUCAAAGUGAAUUAUAAUAUGAAUAAGCUGAACAUGUCCUUGACCGAAUUAAUGAAAGAUCUCCAGAAUGCAAAAAGUGUUCUGAAGGCUAAGAUUGGAGAUGCUAUGGCUAUUUUUGCUGGGCCAUCCUCUUCCAAGCGGAAAGGCAAAUGA